Messenger RNA from Lepisosteus oculatus (spotted gar), 2746 nucleotides. It is a transcript of the gene dennd2db, whose product is annotated as DENN/MADD domain containing 2Db. Gene Ontology annotation, cellular component: nucleoplasm; cytosol. NCBI's taxonomy places the organism in Eukaryota, Metazoa, Chordata, Actinopteri, Semionotiformes, Lepisosteidae. The record is from RefSeq and is a predicted model, not a curated record.
AUGCGGUGUACUUUUCACAAGAUACGGUUGAAAGAGAGAGGUUUACCACGACAAAAAAUCAAAAUACUUUUGCCCCUUUCGUUGGCGAGAACAAACAAAGCAAUCCAGAAGGUGUAUAUGUAAUAGUGCGACGUUAUAUAUCGAUCCUCGAUGAUGAAAUUCGGCCAAUUACAUCGUGGCUUUAAAUAAUCAGUCACAUGAGCUUUUUAAUAUGACCUAAUUUUCAAAUAAAAAUGUCUCGAUAACGGCUUUGCCUAUUAAUGGAACUACCAACGAUCACCAUCAAAACGUUGUUGGCUUCGCUUCCUCCUCUUAAAUUCUUGUCGCUUUCACGGAUUAAUUUCUGAUUAUUUUUUCAAGGUGGAAUUGACCAAAAUAGAUCAUUCUUCUAUGAAUACAUGACUAAAUUCCCAAACCAGUAUAAAAGUCAAUCAUUUUAAGGAAACUGUGAAUCACUUUGUGGUUAACUAAACUUUUCGGCAAAACUGAUUUCAUCAUUACAAAGCCUACGUAAACUAACAGCAUGAGUUGCCUUUAGCGGUUUUCGUAACAAGUCUUCGUUCGUCUUUUAAGAGAUAAACACAAAUGUAUACGCUAAUUAAAAACGUUGGGUCGAUGUGGUCGUGUUGCCCGAGACCCUCAGACGACCUUAAUGGGAGUCAGAAUUAUUUCACGGUGAACGACCCGAACCCAGCAGAUGAGAAGCCCUGUGUUGAGGCUCCCAGUGCAGCUCAUGGGAAUGGGAAUAACCUUGGGCCUUCUGUGGCUCAGCACCCAGAUCCCAUGAAGUCCAGCGAGAACGAUGGUGUGGAUAAUAUAUCGAAGAGGUUUAGUACGCUGUUCUCUUCAUUCCGGGGGAAACUGACCAAAGAGAAGCCCGGGAAGGAUCAAGCUCCACCAGUGGCCAGUGAUGAGAUCACCAGGUCAGGCACAGAGCCCAGAGAGCCGCGCUACGCCAGCGGGCAAUUUUUCUUCGAGUACCUGGUGGUUGUGACUCUGCAGAAGAAGAACGAUGGAGGAUAUGAGCCUCAGAUCAUCUACCAGUUCCCAAAGCGUGAUGGGAUGGUGAGAUUCCAGAAGGAGGAGGAGGAGAAGACACUCAAGGCCAUCACGCUUUUCUGUUUCCCUGAGGGGAUCAGCUGGGCACCCCUUACUGAAUAUAGGAGUGAAACCUUCUCGUUCGUCCUGACAGAAAUCGAUGGGAGCAGGAGAAAUGGAUACUGCAGACGCUUACUGCCUCAUGGGAAGGGAGCGCGGCCACCAGAGGCCUACUGCAUCAUCAGCAAGCUGGCCUGCUUCGGACUGUUCUCCAAGAUUUUUGACGAGGUGGAGAAGCGCAGCCAGAUUUCGAAGGCGAUGAUCUACCCGUUCAUGCAGAGCCUCCGGGAGGCGCCCUUCCCUGCGCCGGGAAACACCGUCAAAGUCAAGAGCUUCAUCCCCGAAUCCGGCACGGAGAUCAUUGAGCUGACGCGCCCCCUGGACUCCUGGCUCGAGCACGUGGACUUUCGCACCCUCUUCAGCUGCCUGAAGGACGAGGAGCUGCUCCAGGUCUUCGCUUCCACGGUGCUGGAGAGGAGGAUCGUCUUCAUCGCUGAGGAGCUGAGCACGCUCUCUCAGUGUCUCCACGCGGUGGCGGCCCUGCUCUAUCCCUUCACGUGGCAGCACACCUUCAUCUCCAUCGUGCCCGAGAUCCUCAUCGACGUGACCAUGGCGCCCACCCCCUACCUGCUGGGCGUGCAGAAGCGCCUGCUGGACCAGAUUAUGGACCAGAGUGAUUUGCUCAUAGUGGAUUUGUCCGAAGGAACCUCCAAAAAGUUCAUCAUGACCAUCGGAGAUGAGAAGAAUAUUCUGCCACCAAAAUUGCAAGAGGAGAUCCUUCAGGCGCUCAGCAUGAGGAAGGAGAAUUCGACCCCGGAGGAGCUCAACCGGCUCGUGUCGGACGCCUUCCUGCCUUUCUUCGUGAAGACGGUGGGACACUUUGCCUCCUACGUGAAGCGGAACGGCAACGGCCAGCCGGGCGUCUUCCAGAAAAGGAACUUCUACAAGGCCAUUGAGUCCAAGAGCACCCGCAAGUUCGUCAAGAGAUUCAUCCAGACCCAGAUGUUCGACCUCUUCAUCCAGGAUGUGGAGCAGCAACAGGCCUCUCAGGAUGGAUUUUUUCAGAAAAAGAUUGCGGAAUACCAAGAGAAGAAGAAGAAGGAAAAAUCAAGGAAACAAUAGAAGGGACAUGUUUGCUUCUGUCUCUGGCACAUUGUACAUAAUCUAGGGUGGGAGGCAGUGGUUUUGGGGCACAGAUGUUUACAUCCUUAAUAAAGUAAUAUAGAUAUUUUUUUGUAAUUAGUUAGCCAUGAGAGUAAAUAAUUUUAUGUUCUUUAAUUCCAUUCCUGUUAAUUUUAAGCCUUUUGUAGAGUAUGGAGUAAUGUUUGUCCCAUUACAAGCUAAGUGCACAUUUCUCUUGGCCUACUCAGGAAAGGGGCUCACUCUGUUUCAUGCUGUCAUAAUGCCUAUGCUGCUAUUUUGAGUGACUCUGCCAAAAAAAAAACUGGGUUCUAAUUGGCCACAACGCACUGUCUUGUCCUGUAGUUAUCGGGGUUAUUUUAAGUGGGGGUACGCACCAGACCUGUGUGUUCUUGACUGAAGGAAAUGUGGUGAGGGGCGGCUGUACUAGACACUUCAGUCUAUGAAUGUGAGCCAUCGUACCCUAAUGAAAUGGGCCAAAUAGUAAUAAAUGCUUUUUGAACAAUUG